GGGGAACAUGCAACAGCCGGGCGACAACCGCGGCAUACAAUUCCGUCGCAUCAGACACCAGCUUCGCCACCAUUGCCGCGCAAGUUCUCGCGUUGCCUUACAAGACAAGUAUAAGCCACGGCAUUAGCCUGGUUGGAAUAGCUGUAUUAUAGUCCACUCCAUUCUUUUUUGAAUAUAUCCAGUAACGUGUGCUAUAAUCGAUACCUUUCAUUCUUUUUCUAUCCGCCCCAACACACUCCUACAAUGACAACCUCUCACCCACUGGACUUAGAGACGGCCAAGCCAAUUACGCUGAAAUGCGGACUCAAACUCCCAAACCGCCUAGUCAAGGCAUCCAUGGCAGAGGGCUGGGCCGACCGUGACGCGCUGCCACAUGCUGACCUUAUAGAGACAUACCGCCUCUGGGCGGACGGCGGAUGGGGUCUCCUACUCACGGGCAACGUCCACGUCGAUGCAGCCUACAUGGGUACGCCCGACGACGUUGCUGUCAACGAUGCGCUGAGCAGCCAAGAGCAUGUCUCUUCGUGGUCGCAAUGGGUCAAAGCUGCGAGCUCGCACGGCACCCCGACCAUCAUGCAGAUCAACCAUCCCGGAAGGCAGUCGACCAUUGGUGCCGGCACGCGGGCAUACAUGGCAAAGACGGUAGCCCCCAGCGCCGUACCCAUGGACCUGGGCCCGGGACUCAUCGCCAGAAGUUCUAGCGCCAUCGUGUUUGGCACACCGAGAGUCCUGACGGAGCCUGAAAUCCGCGACAUCGUCUCGCGCUUUGCCGCUACCGCGCGCAUGGCACACCAAGCGGGCUUCGCCGGCGUUCAAGUCCACGCAGCGCACGGCUACCUUCUGGCGCAGUUUCUGUCUUCCAAGACAAACAUGCGUACAGAUGAAUACGGCGGCUCCCCAAAAAAGCGCGCCAAGUUCGUCGUGGACAUUGUCAAGGCCGUGCGCGGCGUGGUGCCCAAAGACUUCUGCGUCAGCAUCAAAGUCAAUAGCGUCGACCAUCAAAGCCCUGGCGAGCUGAGUGACUGUAUUGAGCAGAUACGCGACAUUGUUGAUGCAGGCGUAGAUUUCUUGGAGAUCAGCGGCGGCAACUAUGAAGACCCAAAGAACAUGAUUUCCACAACAAACACUACCCAGGCUAAGGUAUCUGCCAGCAGUGCCGCCAGAGAGGCCUUCUUCCUCGAGUUUGCAACGAAAAUCCGGAAGACCUUCCCCGACACCCAUCUCAUGGUAACGGGUGGCUUCCGCAGCAGGCUAGGCCUUGAAGCUGCCGUAAAGUCUGGCGCCUGUGACUUGGCGGGUAUUGCACGACCUGCCGUAGUAGAUCCCAAGCUACCAAAGACAGUAGUUUUCAACGCCAGUAUCGCUGACGAGGAUGCCAGGUUGGCAACCAAGUCAUUUUCGGCAUCCUGGCUCGCAUGGGGCCUCGGCAUCAAGGCCCUUGCGGGUGGCACAGAAACGGUAUGCAAAUUUUACUCUUUCCAUCGCAUAUUUUGCGGGUCUGCAUACUGAUACACUAUUUCUUUUUAGCUCGGAUAUGUCUCGGAGAUCCAUAAGAUGCUCAAGGUGGCUAGGAAGAAGCAGGAGCUAGCUUAGACGUAGACGGGGCUGACUCGGGAUCAGCAGUAGCAUAGAGGGGAGGUAGUGGGAAUUCGGUAGAAAUCUUUCCGUGCGAGAAAUUUUACUCUUCGUCUUGCAAGUGACGAGCCUCGCCCAAUGUGCUUGUGUACGGCCGAGGCUGUCUUAGAGUCGAGUCGCAAGUUCCCAUGCUGACGACAGUGUAGCUUAAGAGGCAGGAGAGUAUCCAUAGUGGCACCCGCUAGUACUGAUUGAGAGUUGUCAAUCCCGAAUUCCCGAAGCUGAAUAUUUCCCA
Molecule: messenger RNA, 1870 nt
Organism: [Torrubiella] hemipterigena
Lineage: Eukaryota; Fungi; Ascomycota; Sordariomycetes; Hypocreales; Clavicipitaceae
Source: the annotation of a GenBank genome assembly